UUGAUCGUGGAUACAACUGACGCUGAACUGUGUACGUUAACACUGUCAGAUACAUGUGUUCAGAUUGUAUGGCCGCUGAGGACUCCGUGAAGACCACUACUAAAUUAGUUGAUCGUGGAUACAACUGACGCUGAACUGUGUACGUUAACACUGUCAGAUACAUGUGUUCAGAUUGUAUGGCCGCUGAGGACUCCGUGAAGACCACUACUAAAUUAGUUGAUCGUGGAUACAACUGACGCUGAACUGUGUACGUUAACACUGUUAGAGAUACAUGUGUUCAGAUUGUAUUGCCGCUGAGGACUCCGUGAAGACCACUUCUAAAUUAGUUGAUCGUGGAUACAACUGACGCUGAACUGUGUACGUUAACACUGUCAGAUACAUGUGUUCAAAUUGUAUGGCCGCUGAGGACUCCGUGAAGACUACAGCUGCAGUAUGUCCUCUGCUGUUCGCUCAUUUUGGGCAGGCUAGAUUCACACCUGAUGCGAGGACCACUUUGUUUGUUUGUGAUUGAUGAUGAGAGACAUCAGAGGAAAGUGAACCGACUCCGUAGUGCUACAGGGAAGAAGGUCGCGACAAAGAAAUAAGCAACACCAUGGCCACGGAAAGCACAGAUGUUCUGUGUUGUCGCCAGCUUGACAUGGGAGAGACACAUGACUUGUCCAUGUCUACAGAAUCCCCCACAGCUGCUAAGCCCGCUGAAGGGUCUUCCUCUGAUUCCACACAUAUAGCAUCCAGCUUAAGGACACAUUCCAGCAUGGAUUUAUCUCCAGACAUCUUCCAUCGAAGCUGUAUACACAAUCCGCUCCGUGACUGUAACAGCUCAGCCUCUCGCAGCUUCACCGUGGUCAGCUACAACAUCCUUGCGGAGUGUCACAAGAAGCUGGGUGACUACCACCUGUACACAGAGGAGAAGUUCCUCACGCAGGAGUUCCGCCAUCAGCUGUUGCUGCAGGAGCUGCUCUACCUGGACGCUGAUGUCAUCUGCCUGCAAGAGGUAAAUCCCAGCUACUACAACAAGCAUCUACAUCCAGCUCUGCUCAAACAUGGAUAUCAAGGAGUCUUUAUCAAGAGGACACAGGACUUCUUCGAUGAAGGUGAAGCAACAUUUUUCAGAACAAAACGAUUUUCACUGGAAUGCCAUAAAGGAAUCCCUCUGACAGCAGAUCUAAUAACGAAGGUGGAAGGCGCAGAACAGGACACGUUUCUCUGGGACGCUGUUAAGAAAUACCUGGACCGCUCCGACGUCAUCAGCGUAUGCACGCUUCGCUGUAGCAACACCGACAAGAAGCUGACUGUAGGCAAUGUACACGUCACAUGGGAUGACCUGAGGUGUCAAGAUGUGCAGGCGUUACAGAUAGCCUCUGCAGUCAAGCAUGUCGUCCUUCAGGCAGGAGGAGAUGCUUUCCCUCACAUAAUCUGUGGCGAUUUCAACUCGUUCCCAACAAGUGUUGGCUAUCAGUUGAUGUGUGAUGGCUCCCUUUUAGACACUAACAAGGCAUUUCUGACAUCAGUUAAAAACAUAAAGAGUUCAACAGGGCCUAAAUCUUUGAUUAAUUAUCUCUUGGAGGAAUUCAAACACACUUCAUCGAACAUAGCAAGUGCCUACAAAACCUGCCUGGGACAUGAACCUGAGAUCACGUGUCGUGACUACUGCUUCACUGGCUGCUUGGACUACAUCUUCUACGGCAGAGUGGGAUUGGGCGUGGCCGACAUCCUCGGGAUAGUGGACAGCUCGGUUAUUGACAAGAACGGUGGACUCCCCAACAAGGGCUUCCCCUCCGACCACGUGUCACUGAAGUCAACCCUCUACUUUAAAUAGAGUGGGAAGAAGACAAGGUGGUUCAAGAAGUCUUCCGAAGAAAACUUGUCAUCUUCACUAUAGAUCCACAUGCUUACUGAAUAUAGGACAAGCACCUAUAAUAGUUUAGUGUUGGUCACAAAUGGUAUUUACAAUGUGGCAGUGAUAUUUACAUUGUAUUGGAACUCUGCUGGUUCAGGAAACACAACUGCUGGGUUCAUAUACACAAUUUCAGCUGGAAUGUUGGAAAGACAGGGUGGAUUGUGGAAGUCAGAACAGGGUACAUGCCAAAAAACUUGUGAUACAGCAAUGGCUGAUGGUACAACACUUGUUAAGCUGUGAAACAGAAAUCUACCUUGAGCAAAACCUAUGAUGACUUUAUGAAAGUGGUUCUAAGAGUUACAAGUCUGAGUGUUGAUCAAUGGAAAUUGUAUUCAAGUAUUAUUAGUGUAAAAUUCACCAGCUGGUUUGAAGAUGUG
Molecule: messenger RNA, 2277 nt
Organism: Haliotis rufescens (red abalone)
Lineage: Eukaryota; Metazoa; Mollusca; Gastropoda; Lepetellida; Haliotidae
Product: 2',5'-phosphodiesterase 12-like
Exons: 8
Coding region: 593-1819 (408 amino acids)
Biological process (GO): nuclear-transcribed mRNA poly(A) tail shortening
Cellular component (GO): nucleus; cytoplasm; CCR4-NOT complex
Molecular function (GO): poly(A)-specific ribonuclease activity
Source: RefSeq, a predicted model, not a curated record